AUGGACCAUGAUCGAAGCAAGCAAGAUGGAACCACGGGAGGUCUUUAUGACUCAUCAGCCAAGUCACUUGUACCAGGCCCGUGGCUGGAGUUUGGGGGUAGCGACAUGUGUAAAUGGGCUGCCUUCCACAAUUCUGACUUGGGCAUGAUGCUGAAAGAUAAAUGCAAGGACUAUAGCUCGUCGAAAAUUGUUCGAGCGCUGGACAAAAUAAUCAGCAUGCCAGGUGAAGAACUCAAAAAUUUUGAUAUUGAUUGUUUCCAAUGUCCGAUGGCCAAGCUCCAGUCGAAAAUCGGAACCGUAGAUAUCCAGAAAUCCGGUCAUAGCGUGACGGUAAUGCCUUUGGUAGCCCAACUGGAAAGCGGCGCUCUCAAGCUUUCAGCUGCCUUUGGAUACACAGCCCCAAUCGUCAUGACCUCGAGAUCCAAGCGUGUUUUUCCCGAUGGCGUAAGGCUUAGCCCAAUUCCAGACGGGAAUUAA
Histoplasma capsulatum G186AR is the source of this 477-nucleotide messenger RNA. RefSeq lists its product as uncharacterized. NCBI's taxonomy places the organism in Eukaryota, Fungi, Ascomycota, Eurotiomycetes, Onygenales, Ajellomycetaceae. Bases 1 to 477 code for a protein of 158 amino acids. The transcript is spliced from 5 exons. The record is from RefSeq and is a predicted model, not a curated record.